CACUGUGUGCCUCGGGAGCUGUGGCCGUUGUGAGCCAGCGCAGCAGCAGCAGUGGGGCAGUGCAGGGGGUUUCCUGGGGUCGACCCCAGUCCCCAGCCCUGCAGCUGUGCCCUCCCAUGUCACACACAGCCCUCAAAGUGCUGAAAAAGCUGCGCGACCGGCUUCACACCUGGAGCAAUUCAUAUCCAGACUAGAGGAUAUAGUCUUAGGAUGUACCGGGAUGGUUCAGGACUCCCCAAAUACAGGCCUACUUUCCCCAGAUGUUGGCAGCAUUCAGCAGUCAGAGGACAAGCUGUUGGAGUACUUGGGAGGGGUGAUCUAUGAAUCCCUGGACUGGGGAAUUGACAGCCAAGUGGAGCGAGAACUGAGUGAUCCUUUGGAGAAACUGCUGUGCCUCAUGUUGAAGCUGGAUGACAAGGCAACAAAACCACCAGUCACCCUGCAGGAUGUUAUCAAGGCCUGUGAGGAGCACUUGUCCAGGCCUUCUGAGGCUAUCAGCCAUUAUGAAAUGACCUGUAGGAAUCUGUUUACUGAAUAUAUGGAACUACAGAAGCUUGUGACCAUCAUCCAGACCUCCAAAGAAAGACUGAGAAAAAUGGAUGUGGAAGAUUGGAUGGAAAAUCCCAUUCAAAAGAAGAAAACCCAUGGUGCAUCUCUGUGGCCCAGUGUCGUCUGUGAGCUGCAGGCUGGUGUGAGGCUGCGCAAGGUUGCUGAGCGACCACGGCGUUGCGGGUCUCCAAAGGAACGUGUUCGCUCUCCCUAUGAGCUGCUUUUGGAUGACAUUCAGCACAAGAGGUACACCCUGCGGAAGGUGACCAUCAAGCAAAAGCACAGGGCCCCCAAAGUUGAGGUAGCUGCUCUGAAGCCUCAUCUAAAACCGAUGUUGAAGGUGCAGCUGAAACAGUGUGUGCCACAGGAGCCCAGGUGGCAUGAACAGCUCAUGGCAGAAGUAAAACAACCACUGAAGCUUUGGGCAGCAGCACAGGAAAAGAGGGGCAGGCCGAAAGAAAUGCUUGUGGCAUCAAAUACUGCCUUGAUCUCUCCAAGCGUCAAUUUCUUACAUCUCCAAGAUGCCAGUACUGAGUUUAAAUCUGCCAACACUAAAACACAGCAGCUGGGAGCAGGAGCUCAGAUUAUGAACAUCCUGUCCUUUGGUCAACAGGAAACCACUCCCAGGCUGCCUGCCAGCACCUGCCUUUCCUCCACCAGGCCAUCAGGAGUAUCCUGCAUCAGCACAGGUCUUGCUGCAAAUUGCACUCCUCCCAUGAGUGCACCUGCACCAGGAGACAUUAAGCCUAAGUGUUUCCUGAGCACUGGCCAACAGCAGCUGCCUCCUUAUAGAGGAAGGUCCAAAUCUUUAGAGAGAGGCCUUCAAAGCAAAAAACUUGACUGUCCCUUUCCUACUAAGUGCCCAUCACCAACCAUUGCUGAGCUGAUUGGAACCAGUUAUGCAAUGAUGGUGCUCGAAGGGCAAGGCCUCUUCCAAGGAGGUAGUGAUGGUGUCUUUCCAAGAGCAAAGAUCUGUUUCAGCUGCCAGAAGCAGAUGUUUCUUAAGUGGCCUUACAAAUGUUACCUCUGCAGCAGGGUUGUCUGCUGUGACUGCUGUAUUAAGAUGUCCAUGCCCUUCAGAACAUGUGUACAUCUCCCACUUCAAUUCCUAAGAUUUUUGAGACUGUCUGGAGAGGAGGAUCCAGCUACUCAGGAACAGAAGAGCUCCAAGUUGCUACAUGAAAUAGAGCACCAGCAGUAUUUUGGUGUACCCGUUGUUUUGGAGCCCCGUGGCCUAGCACAGCCCCUGUGCUGUUACACAGGGACCAUGGCAAACUGGCUGACUGCAGACAUCUGUACAUGGUGUGAGCAAUACCUAUUGAAUGUGACUUCCAGUCAACAGCACAGCAUCCCUCUCAGGAGAUUUUCCUGGGCUUGAACCAAACUGGAAUGAUUCUACCAUACAUUUCUUCUGUCACUUCUUAUGUACCUGAAAUAAAUGAAACAGCUUUAUGCACCUUCUGACAUAAAGGCCUGAAUGAAAGACCUCCCUGCUGGUUAGUCUAAGCAGGAAGCACAGUUAGCAUUUCUGUAUUGUGAAGUUUUCUAAAGCUUUGUGGGUUUUUAAACUGUUGUAAUUCUUUUUGUGUCUUGGGGAAAAUAAAUGUUGAAGUAUUAUCAUG
This is a messenger RNA of Vidua chalybeata, 2171 nucleotides long. Its product is annotated as protein spire homolog 1-like. Gene Ontology annotation, molecular function: actin binding. The transcript is spliced from 17 exons. NCBI's taxonomy places the organism in Eukaryota, Metazoa, Chordata, Aves, Passeriformes, Viduidae. Bases 221 to 1927 code for a protein of 568 amino acids. Gene Ontology annotation, cellular component: cell cortex; cytoplasmic vesicle membrane. Gene Ontology annotation, biological process: actin nucleation; actin filament polymerization; Golgi vesicle transport. The record is from RefSeq and is a predicted model, not a curated record.